Messenger RNA from Hirundo rustica (Barn swallow), 2104 nucleotides. RefSeq lists its product as uncharacterized. NCBI's taxonomy places the organism in Eukaryota, Metazoa, Chordata, Aves, Passeriformes, Hirundinidae. The transcript has 2 exons. Bases 124 to 1311 code for a protein of 395 amino acids. The record is from RefSeq and is a predicted model, not a curated record.
AGUGGUUUUGUGUGACCCCUUGGUGGUAUUUAGGUUGAGCUUGAGGUCCAAAAGGUACUUGGGAGCUUUGUCUUGUGCUCUGGUGGUUUCUUUUAGUCUAAGCUGGUGCAGCGGCGUGGCAGCAUGGGCAGCAGCCUCAGCCAGCAGCUGUGCUGUGUGGUGUGUGAGAGGUGCAGGCAGCAGGAGGCAGCCGAUGCAGAGCCCAGCGAGACCAAGCCCAUCCUGCAGAGCCCCAGGGACACACGGACGUUCUUGGACACGCAGCCCCCCACCCCAGCCCUCAAAGUCCCCAAGCAGGGCUCCAAGGACCUGGCCCAGGACCGCCAGCCCUCAGCUGAUGCUCUGGAGGAGAAUGGAGAGCCCUGCUCUGCUGCGGAUCCCGUGGGAAGGGCGGAAGGCUGGGAGGCAGCCUGGAACCCCAUGGACUUCUUUGUGGCCCCUGCUGAUGAGGAGGUUGAAGGAGAAGUUGAAGACUUAACCCAGCAGGAGAAAGGGGAUAAGACAGAAGAGGAAACGCAGCCUGUUCCUGAUGUUCCCGUGGGAGACACGGCUCUGGGAGCUGAGCUGGGGGCACAGGGGGAGCAGCCUGGCACUGAGGGAGCCCCGUGUGCUGGGAUAACCCUCCAGGAGGGAAAUCUCAGCCUCACAGAGCUCCCGGGUGAGGCUGAGCCUGGCCAAGGCCGUGAGCCAGAGCCUCUCCUGGGCAGGGACUCGGUGCUGUGUGCUGUGCAGGUGCCAGGGCAGCCUGAGCCCUGCCUGUGUGCUGAGCCCCUGGAGGGCACAGGCAGGGCUGAAGCUGCUGAGACAAGUCCUCGACCUGCCCAGAGGGCUGAGCUCACCUGCCUGGUGGAAACUGUGUCUCUCCUGACCCUGCAGAGCUCCUCCGAGGUCAUAGCAAGGGGGGUGACUGAGCUCUGCUCCACUUCUCCUGUGUCCUGGGAGCCCCUGUGCCCUCAGUGGGGAUCUCUGGAGCCACCAAACCAGCUGCUGGAGCUCUUGAAGCAGGGCAGUGUGUCACCUGCCCAGGGCGUGGGGAGCCGGGGCCGUGCAGGACUCGGUGAGAUCUUGCAGCAGCCCCAGGAUGGAGCCCGGUGUGAGCUGGGCCAGGAGGGGAGCAGAGGAUUCACCCCAGGACCUGAGGCAGAGCCACAGCACAGGGUCAUGCAGCCAGGCCUGGAGCUUCCAGAAGAACCAGCAGCUGUUGUUCCUGUGCCUGUGAAACAAGAAGCCGAGCUCCCACGUGUGCCCCUCUCGCUGCCUGAAGUGCUUGGGAGCAGUGGGGAGAUGGAGGCUGAAAAUGAUGAAGCUUGAGGUGUUUGUUCCUCAGGUGGCUCGGGGUCACACGUGUCCAGUGCCAAGGAUGAGGUGCCUGCCCUCAGGAAGGGAUUAGCCUCAGCUGCUGGAUUCAGGAUUUCCCAGGAUGCGUCCUGGACCUCGGAAACUCUUGCCAGACAGAUCUGUGAAGUUUUUAUUGAGCUUUCCAGAUGUCCCCCUGAAUUAUUAUUCAGUCACAGAUCUGUUUGGUGCUUUUCCCAGUAGCUGUUUUUCAGAUCUUGCCUUGCUGGGAGGGAGCUGAUUUGUUCCCAGCAGGAUUUCACCGAGCUGAGGUUGUCGCUGUGUUCCCCCAGUCAGGUUUGGUGAUGGGAGGUUUCCUCCCUUGCUCUGAAGAGUCUGGAAACAAGAGAAAAUGCUCCUCUAAUGGAGUGCAGUCAGAUGUUCUCUGUGGGGCCAACAGCCACUUCUUCUGCUACCUGGAAAUAAUGAAAUCUUUGUGCUGCCUCCCUGAAUAAUUCUCUUGUACAAGUGAUGUUCCUGCUUUCUUGUCAAUGUUGAACGAAAUAUUUUCACAGGAAGAUGAUGAAACCCUAAUUGUUCUUGGUAUCUCUGGUAGUAGUGGAGGUGUUUGUGUAACCUGUGAAGUUUACGCAGGAGUUAAAAUGUAGUCUUGAUCAGAAUGCAGAAGUCAGUGUAUUGCACCUGAAAUCUACUGACUUUUAAUGCUCCUCACUUUGUGCUACCAAUAAAAUACACUUUUAAAGAUCAUGGCAAAACCCCAAACCGAGUGUGUUUUAAUUGCUGGGAAUAAAUGAGAACAGAGAAUAUG